AUGAAAUUUGCUGAAUCUUUGAAAGAAGGUUUAGUCCCUGAAUGGCAGGAUCAAUAUGUGGAUUAUAAAGAAGGGAAAAAAUUAAUUAAAAAAUGUAAAAAAUUACAAGAAGAGUAUGCUUUUGAAGACACUUUGAAAUUCCAAAAGAAAGAUAUUAACAAUACUACUGAUGAUAGAACACCUUUGAUUGUCCCUACAGAACCUCAGCAAGUGUAUACUACAGGAGCCAUAGAUGAGAACAAUGAGAAUGAAGUUGAAGGAAUACCACCCUUAUCAGCUAGUCAAUAUUCUAACUCCGGGUAUAGUCGACGCCGAUUAUCUAUCUUUGCUACUUCAGUUAGAUCCUCUAGCAAGAAAGAUGACUAUAUAAAAGAAAAGGCAAACUUUACCAAAUGGUUGAAUGAACAACUUAUGAAAGUUGAUGAUUUUUAUAUUGAAAAGGAACAAGAUGUGUAUGAACGAUUCUUGCUCUUACAAGAUCAAUUAUAUCAACUUCGAGAUCAAAAGACUCAACUUAUCAAAGAGAAAAAUAUUCAUGACAACAAAAACCAUCCAGUUAAAUCUAAUACUGAUCACGUUGUCAACAAAGUCAAUGAUUUCGCUUUCCAUACAAAAUCAAUCAUCAGUAAUUUGAAUAGAUUUGAAUUACCUAGCUUACCGUCAUUACGAUUCUUGAAAAAAUGGAAGACAAAAAAUAAACGGGACAAUCAAUUUCAAGAUGAGAUAUCUUUGCAAAUCCAAGAUAAAGCAGAUCUAAACUAUGCGGAGAAUAGGGUGAGAAAUGGGAUUGUUGAUAUAACGGAAGGCGCAACCAUUGAUCUGACAUCACUUGAAGAAUCUGAUGGUGAAUCGAUUUUCAUCCCUAACGUUGCUGCACCACAACCACCACCACCUCAAACUGAAGAACAAUUACGGAAAACUAGACGACGUGAUUAUGCCUUACAUAAACAACAUUUUGGGGUGCCAUAUUUAUACGCAAGAAAACAAUUGAAGUCAGCAUUAUUAGAACAUUAUAGAGCAUUAUCAUUAUUAAAAUCAUUUAAAACCAUGAAUCGAACUGCAUUUAGAAAAAUCACCAAGAAAUAUGACAAGGCAUUGAAAACAGAACUUAUGCAACCUUUUAUGCAUAAAAUAGACACAACAUCUUAUUUCUUAACUAGUGAUUUACUAGACAAGUUAAUCAACCAUGUCGAAGAAUUAUACAUUGUAUUCUUCGAUUCAACAUCAACCGAUAGAAAGCAUUCAUUGGAAAAAUUGAAAACCAUUGCAUACGCCAUCAAUGCAUCAGAAAUGAGACCGCCAUCAUUUUAUAAGGAAUUUUUUGUUAGUGGAUUAUUUCUUGGAUUUGGAUUGCCGUUAUUUGUGUUGGCACUUUACACGGCGUUAGAUAAAACUUUGAAUAGAGACAUGACAGAGGGGAAAUACUUGUUACAAAUUUGGGCAGGGUUUUUCCUUUUGAAUUUAACGUUUAUUUUAUUUGCAGUUAAUAUGGCAGUAUUUGAUAAAUUUAAAAUCAAUUAUAGAUUUAUUUUUGAAUUCAAUAUUGCUACAACAUUAAAUUAUAAACAAUUUUUAAUGUUACCAUCAUUUGGAUUUGCAUUUUUCACUAUUUUAGCAUGGUUCAGUUUUAACAAUUAUUGGCCAUCUGAUUUUCCUGGAAGGGAUUGGCCAUGGAUUUAUUUUGCUGUCAUGUUAAUAAUUUUUUUCUUACCGGGGAAUAUACUUUAUGGUAAUAGUAGAAGAUGGUUACAAGUAGCCCUUUGGAGAUUAUUAUUGUCUGGAUUAUACCCUGUGGAAUUCCGUGAUUUCUUUUUAGGUGAUAUUGUGAGUUCAUUGACUUAUACCAUGGGGAACAUUUCAUUUUUCUUUUGUUUAUAUUCACAUCAUUGGAAAGGGACAUUUCCUGGCCAAAUACCAUCACAAAAUACUUGUGGAUCAGAUAAAUCUCGAUUAAUGGGAUUUUUCAGUACUUUGCCCAGUAUAUGGAGAUUUUUACAAUGUAUUCGUCGUUAUAUGGAUACUGGUGAUUGGUUCCCACAUUUAGCAAACCUGAUGAAGUACACAAUUACAGCAAUAUAUUAUAUCACAUUGAGUAUCUAUCGUAUUGAUAGAAAAACCCAAAAUAGGGCAGUGUUCAUUGUGUUUGCAUCUAUGAAUUCCAUUAUUUCAUCAAUUUGGGAUAUUGUUAUGGAUUGGUCAUUAUUACAAUCUGAUUCGAAAAAUUUCUUAUUGAGGGAUCAUUUAUUUUAUAAGAAUCCAAAUUAUUAUUAUGCAGCAAUGAUUACUGAUGUAAUUUUAAGAUUUCAAUGGGUUUUCUAUGCAUUUUUCACUCGACAAAUUCAACAAUCAGCAGUGACAAGUUUUUGUAUUGCUGUAGCAGAAAUUGUUAGAAGAUUCAUUUGGAUACUUUUCCGAAUGGAAAACGAACAUGCCACCAAUGUCAUUUUAUUUAGAGCUUCCAAAGAUACUCCAUUACCUUAUUCUGUGUCUAACAAGGUUGAAAAAGCCAUCAAGAAAUUAGUUGAAUUACGGUAUUACUCCAAGUUUUCUGAACAACAAGAACCUAAUUUCCAAGAUUAUUCAAUGGAUUUCCAAUCUACAAGUCCUAGCAAUGUUGGUGUUAAUGCAUCUACUACUAUUGAUACUUCAGCAACUACUGGUUAUUCUGCUGCUCGUGAUAGGGAUACACAUAUCGAUGAAAGUUCUAUUCCAAUCAGUAGGAAAACUAUUGCUAGUACCGAAUUAUCACGUCGUAAAAGUACUUUUAAAGUGAUUAGUGAUCGAUUGAAUCGAGCUCACAUUAAAGAUUUUCAACGACGUAAAACUGCAUUACAAAUUGAAGAUGAUAGUGAUGACGACGAAGAUGAAGAUGAAGAUGAAUUAAGCUUACCACCAAUUCGGAGGACAGCAACCACUGGAGGAUCAAGUAGAUUGACAUCAUUAAGAGAAACUGAAGAAGUAUGA
Messenger RNA from Candida albicans SC5314, 2964 nucleotides. RefSeq names its product Syg1p (gene SYG1). Gene Ontology annotation, molecular function: inositol hexakisphosphate binding. The transcript has a single exon. The record is from RefSeq and is a predicted model, not a curated record. Gene Ontology annotation, cellular component: plasma membrane; Golgi apparatus; cytoplasm. The coding region runs from base 1 to 2964 and encodes 987 amino acids. Gene Ontology annotation, biological process: cellular response to phosphate starvation; phosphate ion transport. NCBI's taxonomy places the organism in Eukaryota, Fungi, Ascomycota, Pichiomycetes, Serinales, Debaryomycetaceae.